Molecule: messenger RNA, 2911 nt
Organism: Vitrella brassicaformis
Lineage: Eukaryota; Vitrellaceae
Source: the annotation of a GenBank genome assembly
ACGGAAGCAAUAAUGAAUGACCGAAAGGUCGGGAAGGAAACCGGUCGUUCUCCCUCAUAUCAUAUCAGAUCGGUCCGCACAGCAUGCAAUUGUUAACGGCAACGUAUCGGUCAAUAGCUCGGCCAUCUACACACACCAACACAGCUGAUGCAUUCACUUAUGAGCAGUACAACCAACGAACGACAGACAGACAGACAGACAAGGCAGGCAGACCUAAAGUCACACGCCUACACCUACACCUACACAUACGACCAGGCCAACAGCAGCACUAUCCCACCCCAUUCCUCCCAUCCCUCCCGUCCUAUGCGCUAUCUGUCCAUGUAUUGAUCAGAUCUCUCUCCCUCCCUCCCUCCCUCCCGGUGUGUGUGUGUGUGUGUCUUCUUCUCCUGGCUGUGUGAAGAUGUAUGUGAAGGUAUCCUAGCUCUGGUGGUGUCGGGAUGCAUGAGCUCGUUGUGUGUGCGAAUGUAUGAUGUGUCGUCGCCACAUGGAAUUCAUCCCAUGGUUCUACGUCACUGCCUCAUGCCGCCGGGGCUGAACAACAUCAGGCCUGUGCACGUAGAACCAUACUCGGAUGAAUUCCAUGUGGCGACGGGAUCGAACGAAAGACAAAUCACACCACCACACCAAUGACAUGUCAUCCGCCGCUCAGCUCGUGGUGAGCUGGCGAUGGUUCGAUGAGCAACCACACGCAUACACACACGAACGAACAUAUACACAAGGGCCAGCUGGGUGGCUCGCUGGCUGGCUGUGGUGAUGUACAGCAUUAAAACGCUCUCCAUCCAUCCGUCCAUCCGUCCGUCCGUCAGUCUUCAAAAUCAAAGCAUCCCUCCACUCACUCUCCUACCUACCCCUACCGCCCCACCCCACCCCAUCCCAUCCACAAAUGAGUGAAUGCCUUAGUGAGUGUGUGUGUGUGUGUGUGCUGUGCCUUAGAGCAACAACGACACAUACCACCACCAGAGAGAUGCCAUCCAUCAUCAUCUUGCUCUCUCAUGCCGCCGUUGUGUGGUUGUUGUGGUGCUGGUGUUGGCGACGGUGGUGGUGCCCUCCUCCACUUUGGCGAGUGCCUGUGUCUCAGAGCCUCUCUCUUUGUCUUUGUCUGAUCCUCUGGGCGAGUCCGCUGUCGAAAGGUCGCUCUCGGUCCUUUGGUUGUGCAGCCGCUUGCCGCGGCCGGAGAGGGAGUAGGUCAUGACGCCCGCCACACACUGCAUAUACAUCGCACACACACACACGUCGGUGCCUCUGUGUGUUGUGGGUGUGGCGUAUUGAGGUGACUUUUUCACUGACUGACUGACCACAGCUGCUGAGAAGCCUUUGGUUGUCGUUAGGCACUGUGACGGCUGCAGGUGGCAGAAAAGGAAGUGGCUGCCCACGAAGGUGAUGGCCGUGCGUGUGCCCUGCAGAAACACACACAACGAGACGAGACGACACACAACACACACACACAUACCAUAUGACGACGCACUCGUCGACCAUUCUGCUGUGGUGUGGCUCAUGCAGUGCAGUGCAGUGCAGCCGUCCAUCCAUAUGUGCGGUGCAGUGCCGUGCAGUGGGUAGCUUGCCUUGAGGACGCCCGAUGAGACGGCGCCCAGGUGUUUGAUGAUGUACCACAGAGUGGCCGACCGAAUCAGACAGAGACUUGACAGCACCAGGUAGCACACUAUGAUCACCUGCAGACAGACACACAUACACACACACACAGACAGAGACAGAGAGGGAGAGAGAGAGAGUGCAUGUGUCUGUGGUUUGGGAGGCGUGUGGCGACACUCUCACCACAGGGUCUCCAUUUCGGUCUCUGAUGUUCUGCACGACGAGUGUGUUCCACCGUGGGAUGGUCCAGACGAGCUGCCAGAGGGUGAGGACGAUGCUGUUGACGAUGCCGAUCAUGCACACCAGGUUGGGCCCCUCGAUGGCGUUGGGCCCCGUCAGAUACUUCUCGUUGUACACGUAAGACAAGCCAUGCUGACACACACACACACACACACACACAAAAUAACCACACAAAACAACCACACACAAUUACCACACGCAAUAACCAGACACGUGGAAAUGAUCUCUCUCCCUCUCUCCCUCUCUCUCUCUCUCUGUGUGUGUGUGAGCACCAGUAUGGCGGCAAUGAAGAGGCAGGUCGCGCCGAUGAGUUCCUCCGGCCCCGACUUGAACUCUAUGACGACAGACCGGAUGGUCAGGCCCACACAGAUGACCAGAAUGCCCACGCACUGCCCCGAGCUCAGCCGCUUCCCCAGCAGCAGAUACGCCAGGAAGGCCGUCCACACGACAGAGGACGAGCCGAGCACCAUGUACACCGCCGAACCGGCGAACACCAGACCCACUGCAGACGGCCACACACACAGGUGAGGUGAGAGCGAUGCGCUAAUGCAUUGGGUGCCUGUCUGUCUGUGCACCCACCUUUCUCGAAUAUCUGGUGCAUGAGGUCGGUGCCUGCGAUCUGGACGGCUGCCCACCAAUUGCACUUCCUGUCCCAGAACCACAUACGCAACAACACACACGCACACACGCACGCCCGAUGCCAGCAAGCCAGUGUCUUCAGUCCAUGUGGCUCAAACUGCUGACCAUACCAUAUGCUCUGUUUGGUGUUCCAGAAGCCGAGGAAGAGCAUGGCGUAAUAGAUGGGCAGCACGUAGAGGAACGUUGAGGCAGGCGCGCCGCCGUGGUACUUUAUCGCAUCAGUCUACAUGAACACACACAAUACACACACGCACACACAGACACCAGAGGGGGUCCACGGGGUGUGUGUGUGUCUAUGUGUGUGUGUCUGGCUGACCAGCAGCGGGUGCAUGCAGUUGACGGCGAGGUAGAUGGCGCAUCUCCCCAGCACCGCCCAUCGGGUCGGCUCCGGGUCAAGAUCCACACCCAUCAAUCAAACUACACACUGCUGCACGGCCUUCAG